AUGAGCGAUUACGACAAGGUUCGCGUGGCUUUCGAUGCCGAGAAGGACUUGAACUCCUACCAGGCCAAGCAGGGCCUUGGGAAGAAGAGUGACUCCACUCUGGAAUCCGGUGUGGACGAGAUGGUUCAGAGAAGGUUCGAGACUGGUAUUCGAACUGGCCGAGAAGCCAAUGCUACGGGUAGCAACCGUAAACCCAUUCCCGAAGAUGAGGGUGGCAGCCGUGAUGACCGCGGCAGACUUGCCCCCGCUGAAGCGUUCGAGGGCCCUGGCGGUCCUGAGGACAAGGUGAAGCUUGACUCGGAGCGUCGUCCUGGCGACCAAGACACUCUGGAUAUUCAGGAUCUGAAGCGUGCUGGCCUUGCUGAAUAAACGAUUUAAUGUUCCUAUACCUGUAAUGAAAAUAUCAUGAGGCAUGUGAAGAGUAUCAAUUUCUAGCCUCGGGAGUUAUCCCUAGUAGACCACUGCUAUUUGUACCACUUAU
Molecule: messenger RNA, 481 nt
Organism: Aspergillus saccharolyticus JOP 1030-1
Lineage: Eukaryota; Fungi; Ascomycota; Eurotiomycetes; Eurotiales; Aspergillaceae
Exons: 3
Coding region: 1-369 (122 amino acids)
Source: RefSeq, a predicted model, not a curated record